GCGGCCCCGGAAGCCGGCGAUGGCGCGGAACGUGCUGUAUCCUCUGUACCAGCUGGGCAACCCCCAGCUGCGGGUCUUCCGCACCAACUUCUUCAUCCAGCUGGUGCGGCCUGGCACAGCCCAGCCUGAGGACACUGUGCAGUUCCGGAUCCCCAUGGAGUAAGGCCCACCCUGGGCUCGGGCGCGCCCGGCCCCCACCUCACCAAAGUUCUCCAGCCGGAGCCCAUGCUCCAAGGCCUGGCGUGUGCGGAGCGCCGCUGAGGGGGUGCUGGGCGCUCUGGUUCCACGGAGGAGGCGCGGCCUGGGACCCCCUGCUUUUUCUUGCAUCAAGCCUGGCUGCCCUUCCCAGGAAGCUGGGCCGGGCUCCUGCCCCCACUCACCGUGGCUUCCAGAGCCUUCGUCCUGGGGAUGACCAGAGUGGACCUCAGGAAUUAUCUCGAGCGCAUUUACAACGUGCCUGUGGCCGCCGUGCGGACGAGGGUGCAGUACGGUUCCAACAGGAGGAGGGAUCACAGGAACAUCAGGAUAAAAAAGCCAGACUACAAGGUGGCCUAUGUGCAGCUGGCGCUCGGGCAGACCUUCACCUUCCCAGACCUGUUUCCCGAGAGGAAGGGCGCCUCUGUGGACGUGGACGUCCGGGACCAGGUCCUGGAGGACCAGCGGCAGAAGCACAGCCCCGACCCCCGGCGCGGGGGUGUCCCCGGCUGGUUCGGCCUGUGACGUGGGGCCGUGACAACGUGAAUAAAAGUGCUGCCUGUGGACACUGGCCCGGACUCUGAGGGCUCUGUCCCCCUCCCCCCGUGAGCAGGGCCGCCAGUGGGUCACCCUGAGCCGCUCUGGGAGAGAGCGCCUGCUGGGUGGGCGAGGGGUGCCAGCUCCAGGAGGGAGCCUGUGCAGGCCGCGGUCUGGGCUGGGGGUCCAGGGAGUGCUGUUUAGGCCGCUGACCCAGAGAGAGGGCUGGAGGCAGGAAACAGACCACGUCUGGGGAGAUGGCCGGGCCGAAGGCGUGCGGAUAGGAAAUGGAGUGUGGCCAGGGGUGGCCAGCACGCGGGGGCGGCUGGUGGGGAAGAGGGGCUGUCUGGGGGCGCCCAAGGUGAGUGGGGCUGGAGGUGGCCUGGUCCCCUGCUUCUCGGGGUCUUGGGAUCUGCCUGCAGCUUGAGUUCUCUUAGGAUCACGCUCGGCACUGAGCCUUACCGAGCGCCCCCAGAAGGCAGCGCGCGCUGGCCGAGUGCGUGAGCGAGGCCCUGCAGGCUUGGCUGGACGAGCAUGUGCGUGGGCCGGGCCUGGAGGCCCGGGGGGCAGGCGGGAAGGCGCUGCUGGCCUGUUUGGGGAACCGGGCCGUAUCGGCCCCGUGCAGCUCAGGACCACUCAGGGCCAGUGUCCUCCGUGGCUUCCUGGUCCCCGACUCCCCCCGCCCUUCCCUCUGCUGGUGGCCACCUCCAGGGGCCUUGCAAGGGGAGGCAGAGUGGAGAGCUGGCUCAGCCGUCCCCCUCCACCCCGAGGGACGCUGGCGUCGCAUGACGUGGGCCUUUGAAGCUCCCCUCCACCUGGAGGUGAGGGUUCAGGGAAACCCCACUCUUCAGCGUUGGUUUAAGGUGAUGGGGAAGCUGCCAGGGGUGGGGGUGGGGCGGAGUCAGUGGCAUUCUCCUUAGAGAAAUAAUUCAUGGGGCCCCAUGGCCCCGAGGACCCCGACUCAAGGUCGGGAGAGGAAUCCAUCCUUUGUCCGUCCUUCCAGCACCAGCCGCCCGCAUGCCCGUGAUAUGGGUCCCUGCUCCGCCAGCCUUGGCCCUCACCCCCCUGCCACCUAGUGGCCCUCUGCUGUCCUUGCUGUGCCCCCAGCGCCCCCAGGCCUGGCACCCGCCCUUCACAGCCCCAGGAGGAGGAGGGGCCGGCCAGGGGCAGCAGCCUCAGUCUCCUGCGCACCCGCGGGCAGCAGAGCCGAGUGCGCGGGCGGGGACAGCAAGUGGGCUUCAGCUGGGGGUCUCCUCGGCUCCACCCCCGACACGGAGGAUUGAGGGGGCUACUUGCUACCGCUCCCGGCCUGGAGGCUGGAGCCGGUGCCUCGGGAGCCUCUGCCCAGGACGAUGGGCCCCUCCCAAGGUGGUGGCCCAGACGUCCCGUCCCAGCAGCCCUGCCCCCCGGCUCCCCACCCCCCGUGGGGCCCCCUAGGCUGGGCGCCAUCCUCCCCCUUACAUCCAAGAGGCCCGUCCCCUGCUGCAGGGGGAACUCCUGCGGGCCUGCCUGGGCUGCACAGCCUCCCGAGGGGGGGGGACUGGGGACUCGCCCUCCCCCAGGGAUGGUCCUGCUGGGAGUACCCCAGGCCAGUGCCCACCGCACGGCCCCCCCGUCUGUAUGGCCACGUGUCACGCUGGGUGGGGGGUGCGAGCCCCACGGUGCGGCAUGUGACGGGGGGCUGGGGGCUGCGCCGGGCCCUGCUCAGAGCCGCAGGCCUGUGCUGAUGAGUUAUAGCUGCAGCAGGCCCGGCCCAGGGCCCACGGGGAGGCAGCCCAGACCCCCCAGCAGCCCCAGGUGAGGCCCAGCCGCCAGGGCUGCCGGGAGGGAGCGGAAACCCAUCUGGCCACAGCCCCUCCGUCGGCAUCUGGUUUUCCUCUUCGAGGGCCAGAAAGUCUCCCCGGGGCUGCAUCACGCUGUCAUCCCAGCUCCAAGCCCACGGCUUCAGGAACCGACCGCAGGUGACCUGCCGCCUGGCUGGGCCCCACUGCCGGGGGGGCCCCCUCUCGCUUCAGCUGCCGGGACCCCAGUUGAGUUGGAGGUCACCUGCCUGCUGGGGGCUCCGCCUUCUGGGCCCGAGCAGGGGACCCAGGCCCAGGGACCCGGCAGUUCUUGUCGGCCCCUCCCGCCUCCCAGGUUGUAAAACAGACGAAACUAAGCUGUCGGGCCCCUGAAGGCAGGGCUGCGGGGCUCCUCUCCCGCUCCCACAAACAUGGGCUCUCGGCCCGGCCCGGGGACGAGUGAGCGAGCAUGUGCCUGUGAAUAACCCGCUGGAGACACCCCACUCGGCCCGCAGGACAGCCUGGCCGGCCUUGCCCGGGGAGCCUGAGAGGUGGGCCUGGCCCGCCACGUCUGCGCGGAGGCUGACUUCGGGCUGUAGGGCGCGGUCGCCUGCCUCACCCCCUGAGGCAGGAGAGCUGGUCCAGGCGGGUUCUCCUGUGCUUUCCAACUGCUUUAUUGAGGUUCUGUCCACCCCCCCCACCCUCCAAAGCACAUGGUUGGGGCUGUGUGUCCAUCCCUAGGUCAAUUCUGAAGCACCCGCACGGGGCCCAUGCUCGCCGACCCCCACGCCCGGCCUGGCCCUGCCAACCACGCGUCUGCUUUCUGUCUCCACGGAUUUGCCUGGUCUGGACAUUUCGUGGAAGUGGAGUCAUGCAGCGUGUGGCUGUCGGUGUCUGGCUUCUGUCACGCCACGUCCUGCCCUCCAGGUCCCCCCGGGGCUGUUGCCGAGUCAGGCUGCCCCUCUUUUUUCAGGUUGAGUAAUACUCCGCCCCGUGCCCAGGACGCGGCGCGAAUCUGUCUGUCUGCUGACAGCCCGGCGUGUGUUCCCAUCGCUCUGGGGGGUGGGUGCUUCGCCGGGAAUGUUUCGUGCGAGGCGGGUGCUGCCUCUGCCUCACCGGCGACAAGGGUGUGUAUCAGCCCCUCCCUGCCAGCUGCGGAGCGGCGGGCAGCUCCCGUACCGCCCGCCACCGAGGCCCGUGGGGACGCCUUCCACAGCCUCUCGCGGGACUCUGGGGGCUCUGCCGCGGCGGGAGCUGCCACUUCAGUGAGGCUGGCACGGGGAGAGGGUGUCCAGCCCCAGCACCCCCACCCCGUGCCUCUCUCCUUCCACGCGGCUCUGGCCCUUGGAAACCCUCAAGGGCCCAGGCGUGGGGGCCGGCAAACGGGGGCACGGCUGCCUGUCGCCAUGGGCACGGGGCCCACCCCAUCUUCACCCCCUGAGACAAAGUUUUCCGCCCUCCCAGAGUCAGGUGCCACAGGGCAGCCCCCCAUUUCUGCCAGUGCCCCAUGCCUGCUUCCCCUGCCCUGCCCAGGCGCUCGGCUUCCCGGGAGAAAGGGGGAGGCGUCCGGACUGGGGCCUCCCUCCCAGGUUCCCAGCCACCCACCUGGGGGAGCUGCCCCGCAGGGCUCGGCCCACACACCACGAGGGCGACACGGGGACACGAGGACAGCGGCCCGGGGAGCCCCAGCCAGGACGGCUCUCCACGUGGGCUGCGAGGCCGACCUGUUCAGCCUCUGAUACCCUCUGAGAUCACCCCCAGCGCCAGUCCCCCCAAAUCACCUCGUUACUUCUCUGUAAAUAGGGCUUUUCCUCGUCAAAAUAAUCAGUGUUUUUUUUCGCU
This is a messenger RNA of Sus scrofa (pig), 4355 nucleotides long. It is a transcript of the gene MRPL23, whose product is annotated as mitochondrial ribosomal protein L23. Gene Ontology annotation, molecular function: structural constituent of ribosome. Gene Ontology annotation, cellular component: ribosome; mitochondrial large ribosomal subunit. NCBI's taxonomy places the organism in Eukaryota, Metazoa, Chordata, Mammalia, Artiodactyla, Suidae. The record is from RefSeq and is a predicted model, not a curated record. Gene Ontology annotation, biological process: mitochondrial translation.